Molecule: messenger RNA, 471 nt
Organism: Rotaria sp. Silwood1
Lineage: Eukaryota; Metazoa; Rotifera; Eurotatoria; Philodinida; Philodinidae
Source: the annotation of a GenBank genome assembly
AUGACGGCAAUAGUUGGUACAAACACUAAUGAUAUUGUGGAUCUUAAUAUUUAUAUGAUUCCGAAAACAUUUCGUGAUCCGGUUCUUGCAAAAGAUUGUUAUAUUUAUGAACGAGAAAAAAUUUCUGAUUGGAUUCAAAAGCACCAUAUCAGUCCAUUUACCGGACAACGAUUAUCUGUUUCUGAUUUACAACCUGAUAAUCGUUUGCAACGUUUAGCUGCACAACAGCAAGAUGAAGAAGCAUACGAAAAUUUUGGAGAGAUGAUGAUCCCUUGUGUUUCUCCUGCAACACCACUCAUAGAAGAUAAUUCAUCUGAAAGUAGUCGAGGAUCUUCGAAGGAUAGUAAAACUGGUUUCAUUCUUAUUAUUUGCUUGUCAAUUUGUCUAAUCGUUUUUAUUCUCGGAAUUACAGUAGUUGGAUUUAAAUUUUAUUUAGCAGGUAAUUCGAAUUACAUUAUACGUAUGUGCUAA